Molecule: messenger RNA, 2688 nt
Organism: Ochlerotatus camptorhynchus
Lineage: Eukaryota; Metazoa; Arthropoda; Insecta; Diptera; Culicidae
Gene: ecd
Product: ecdysoneless
Exons: 3
Coding region: 94-2157 (687 amino acids)
Cellular component (GO): nucleus
Source: RefSeq, a predicted model, not a curated record
AACCCGCAGCAGAGGAAAAGACCCAUCAGAUCAAAGUGAUUCACCUCGCGGCUCGGAUCGGAAGUAGUUUUUUUUUGUGUGUGAAAAGUAGUAAUGACCAGCAACAGCAUUCUGCAGUCGGUUCGGGAGGACGAUUUCAUCGAGUACUGGCUGUUUCCGACCGGUCUGGAUAGGAAGGAUGUGUCGCUGGAGAACUGCGACUCCCUGCUCGAAGCGCUCCGAACGGAGGUCAACAAACUGGCCGCGGAUUACUGUCAGCGAUACAUUUGGCACCGGGAUGGGUUCAAGGUCGCUGCCCGGAAGGGUGAUCGCUUGCAGCGGUUGCUCCUCGAGGCCAGCGAAGUUCAGGAAGAGAAUAAAGCUCAGCUACCGCCGCAUCUGUACGGGAUCACACACUACGGUGACAACGUGCAAGACGAAUGGUUCAUCGUCUCGUUGCUGUUCCAUCUUACCCGGCGCAUUCCCGGUCUGUUGGCCAGGGUGGUCGAUUCAGACGGGGAAUUCCUGUUGAUCGAAGCCGCCGAACACCUGCCCCGGUGGGCCAACCCGGAGCGAUGCGAAGACCGAGUCUUCGUCUACGAUGGCGAACUGUAUCUUGUGGGGGCGGAAGACCAGAAGGAUGCCUUCCCAAUGGAACGGGUCAUGCAGGAGCUGAAUGCGGCGGCUACCCGUUCCAAGUGGAUCGUUUCUAAAAAUAUUAAAUCUUGCAUUGAAGAACGGACUCGGGACUUCCCGGACAAGAUCGAGGAAAACCAUCACCGGGCGAAUCUGUUCGUCCCGGUUGGAGUUGCCGCUGCUUUGAAAGAGAACCCUCAGCUCGUAUCGGCUGCGGUUCUAGCGUUCUGCAAUCGAGAUCCCAUCGAUCUUAAGGCCUGCCAGGCGAUGAGAUUUUUCCCACCGGAAAGCUGCGUCUACACCAGUGCCGUGUUCACCAGAUGUCUGUAUGCUAUGUUGGUGCACAGUAACUACCUGCCGGAUCGCAGGACCGGUUGGAGUCUACCGUUGGCUAGCGAUCCGAAUCAUAAGGCGCACAUGUUGGGCCUGAAGCUAGCUUGUGGAUUUGAAAUUCUGGCAUCGCAGGCAAAGUCCUCGCAAUCCCUGGAAGCAGAUAAAGGCUGGAAGAGCUACUUCGAGUCGUUGAAGGGAAAAGGUUACUUCCAGGAGAACAUCGAGGGAUCUCAGGAAUACACACGACUUUUGGGAAUAGCCAAGGAAUACUACCAGGAGAAUCGUGAUUCGAUGAGAUUCACACCUAAGAUUGGCGAGGAAAUUGUCUCGAUUCUUAAACGCAACGACUACGAUCCAGACGAGUUGCGUCAGCAGGGAAUGAACCUGCCGGCUCCGGACGAUGACAGUUGGAUCAACAUAUCCCCCGAGGAGCUUGACCAGAUGCUCACCGAGCGGUACGGUACCCGGCAUCUGUUUUCGUUGAACGGAAAUACCAACCCAGAGACAUUUACCAGCAUGGUGAACGACUUCCUGGAACAGAAGAGUGAAUUCGAUGGUGUCGAUCAGGACGCUGCUGCUGCUGCUCUGCUGGAUGUGGGAUCGGUCAAACCGAUCAAGCCAAAGCGCACCAAGAGCAAAGGUAAGGCGGACGUACUGAACAAUCUCCCUCAGCCAUCUCCUCUGCAUCAGCCGAUCGAUUUUGACCCGGAUGCCUUCGGUGGCCAUGUCAAGCAUAUGCUGGAUCUGGUGAUCCCGGAGGAUCGUUGGGACUCCUCGGAUGCUUCCGAUAUGAGCGACUACGAUGAAGACGAAUACGAUCAAAAUAUUGAAGACAUGUCUCCGAACCGAACGGCGAAAGCCGUCAAGAACGAGCUCCAAACCUAUAUGGAUCAGAUGGACCAGGAGCUUGCAAAGACCGCUAUCGGCAAGAGUUUCGAAACGGACCUCAACGAGCCAAACCAAGGGGAGGGACAAACCACGCGGCAGUCGGACGUGGAUGACUUUGAUGAUAUCGAAAGUUUCAAACCGGUCAAUAUCGACGUGAAUGUGUUGAAGAAUAUGAUGGAAAGCUACCAGUCGCAGAUUGGCGGUCCGGGUCCGGCUGCUAAUCUUUUGGGAUCCAUGGGUGUUCAACUUUCCAGGGCUUCCAGCGGACCGGGAGGACCGUCGAGGCCGAAAUCAGGGAACACGAAACAAACGGACGUGUGAGCUGUGCAGUGAUGCUCACCGAUGCUUCCGCUUCUUACCGAAAGCUUGUCUCCGUCUCUUAUCGCAUGUCGCAAUCAGUUUUCUAAUUAGAUAGAUAAAUAAUAAGAAACGUAUCAAGAUUUAUUGGAGCAUUGUAGUGUCUGUCGACCCUCUGUUAGAGCAACGAUUUUCCUACCUUCCGGCAUUAUUGGAUCCUUAGAAUCAUAGUUAGCAAUAGGUACUUAUAACAGUGCACAAGGAUAUGAAAGACCAACCAGUUUAUCACGGCGGAAUGUAUUUUGACAGCACGUAACUAUUUAGCGCUUAAGUAUUAGAAAUAUGAAGGCCAUACGGACAUCAGCUCUUUCUAUAUUGUUAGGUUGGAUAUGUUGCAGGAUAUAAGAUGAGAUUUUUAACCGGUAGUCACAUUUCCCAUAGGCAGAGGGUAAACCUAAUGGUGGAGUGUGAUGCAUUUUUACCUUGAGCUACCUUUAUAAGAUAGGUAAAAAUAGAUCUGCUUGAAUGUCUUUUGAUAAGGCUUGUUAAUGCAAA